Pan troglodytes (chimpanzee) is the source of this 719-nucleotide messenger RNA. It is a transcript of the gene S100A10, whose product is annotated as S100 calcium binding protein A10. The transcript has 3 exons. Gene Ontology annotation, molecular function: transmembrane transporter binding; calcium ion binding; calcium-dependent protein binding. Bases 178 to 471 code for a protein of 97 amino acids. The record is from RefSeq and is a predicted model, not a curated record. Gene Ontology annotation, cellular component: cytoplasm. NCBI's taxonomy places the organism in Eukaryota, Metazoa, Chordata, Mammalia, Primates, Hominidae.
CUGCCGAGCGCCCGCCAGGCUCCUCCCGCUCCCGCGCCGCCUCCCUCUACCCACCCGCCGCACGUACUAAGGAAGGCGCACAGCCCGCCGCGCUCGCCUCUCCGCCCCGCGUCCAGCUCGCCCAGCUCGCCCAGCGUCCGCCGCGCCUCGGCCAAGGCUUCAACGGACCACACCAAAAUGCCAUCUCAAAUGGAACACGCCAUGGAAACCAUGAUGUUUACAUUUCACAAAUUCGCUGGGGAUAAAGGCUACUUAACAAAGGAGGACCUGAGAGUACUCAUGGAAAAGGAGUUCCCUGGAUUUUUGGAAAAUCAAAAAGACCCUCUGGCUGUGGACAAAAUAAUGAAGGACCUGGACCAGUGCAGAGAUGGCAAAGUGGGCUUCCAGAGCUUCUUUUCCCUAAUUGCGGGCCUCACCAUUGCAUGCAAUGACUAUUUUGUAGUACACAUGAAGCAGAAGGGAAAGAAGUAGGCAGAAAUGAGCAAUUCGCUCCUCCCUGAUAAGAGUUGUCCCAAAGGGUCGCUUAAGGAAUCUGCCCCACAGCUUCCCCCAUAGAAGGAUUUCAUGAGCAGAUCAGGACACUUAGCAAAUGUAAAAAUAAAAUCUAACUCUCAUUUGACAAGCAGAGAAAGAAAAGUUAAAUACCAGAUAAGCUUUUGAUUUUUGUAUUGUUUGCAUCCCCUUGCCCUCAAUAAAUAAAGUUCUUUUUUAGUUCCAAA